Messenger RNA from Mytilus trossulus (common blue mussel), 9436 nucleotides. RefSeq names its product multiple PDZ domain protein-like. The transcript is spliced from 42 exons. The coding region runs from base 209 to 7015 and encodes 2268 amino acids. The record is from RefSeq and is a predicted model, not a curated record. Gene Ontology annotation, molecular function: protein binding. NCBI's taxonomy places the organism in Eukaryota, Metazoa, Mollusca, Bivalvia, Mytilida, Mytilidae.
UUCUUUAACAGACCUGCUGUAUUAUCUUAUGUUUGUGUACAUUGUGUAGGAAACCAAACUAAUAUAGUUAACUAUGAAGAAGAUAGAUAUAUCAAAACAAAGCAUUAUUUACCUCCAUUGUUUACAAUGUUGCCCCUACUUUGCUGCAAAAAUGUAUGGAAUAUUAUUAUGGUAAUUUGAAGAUUUUAUCCACCAGAGAAAAUUUAAAAUGUCGUUAGUGACAGACACAGAUCAAGCUUCAGGAUUCCUGGAUCAUUUACAGAACAAGUUACGUGAGCAGGGGGACUACACAAAGGAUGAUGACAUCACAUCAAUCCUUUCUAUGUUGGAGAGUCCAUUGUUUAAACAGCUCUUAACUCUACAAGAAUCACUUCAUGAACUUAAGCAGGUCACCAAAACUUACCCUGUAACUGAGAAUGCAUUUGAAAUCUCUAAUUCAGGAGAAUUGAUCUUAAAUGUACCUCCAGAUGGAAUCACCAAUCCUAGUUUUAAUGAUACGACUGCUGACCAUGAUACUUAUGCUGUUUCUGAGGGACCUAUUGCCAUGCCUAGUUACGAUGUUGAAUUCCAAAGGGCAGUUGAAAGAUCAGCUCAAGGGAGAGAAGUGGAAACUAUCAAGUUAUUUAAGCCAGAGAACAGCAGCUUGGGAUUCAGUGUUGUUGGGAUGAAGAAGAAGGAUAAUGCUGAGUCUGGAAUAUUUAUACAAGAUAUACAGCCUGGUGGAAUAGCUGCAAGAGAUGGAAGACUUAGAGAACAAGAUCAGAUCCUAGCUAUAGAUGGACAGCCACUAGACUUGUCACACCACGAGGCUAUCCGCAUUCUUCAGAGUGCACAGGGACUUGUGCAGUUAGUGGUAGCCAGAGGACAAUAUCCAAACCAACAAGGGGAUCCUCCACCUAGUCCCCACAAACAACAGUUGUCCAAUGUACAGUCGGAGGGUUCAGCCGAUAUGGUUCUGAAUACAGAAUGGACUCAAAUUGAAGUAAUUGACUUAAUAAAUGACGGAACAGGAUUAGGAUUUGGUAUUAUCGGAGGUCGUAGUACAGGAGUAGUUGUAAAGACCAUUCUACCUGGUGGUAUAGCUGAUAUUAAUGGACGUUUACACAGUGGUGAUCACCUUUUACAAAUUGGAGAUGUUAAUGUUCGUGGUAUGACUUCAGAACAAGUUGCUCAGGUUCUACGACAGUCUGGUAGUCAGGUUCGUCUAAUUGUGGCUCGGCCAAUUAACGAACCGCCUACAAUGCAGAUUCCUCAUGCACCAAUAGUUCCAACACAUCAGUUAGAUGAACAUUUACAUCAGAUAAAUACUUUAUUAGAUACGACUGAGACCAUUCCAGACAUGGCUGAUCCCCAUCAGCAACAACAGCAGUUUAACCAAGGGAUGGGGAUGGAUGGCAUUGUACAAGUUCAUCAUCAUGGUUUCGAAGACAUGUCACCUGAAUAUCCAGAGAUCAAUUAUUUUGAUGUAGAGUUAUUGAAGGACAACCAAAAUGGUCUUGGUAUUACAAUAGCCGGUUAUGUGGGUCGUCAGAGUGACAAUCCAGACGAUUUAUGUGGAAUUUUUGUGAAGAGUGUGGCUGAAGGCAGUGCAGCAGGUGUAGAUGGGAGAAUACAGGUUAACGAUCAGAUUAUACAGGUUGAUAAUCAAUCCUUACAAGGUUUCACUAAUCACCAAGCUGUGGAAGUAUUACGAAAUACUGGACAAAUGGUCCUUCUCAAACUAGCAAGGUAUCAGCGUGGACCAAAGUUUGAAAAAUUACAACAGUAUUUAGCACACCCUAACAUUAACAUACCAUAUCCCUCUAAUGGAAUAGGUCCUGCUCCAGAGACAGCGCCACCAGGGUAUGAAUCACAACAACAAGUAGAUGUGGAAGAUAUACCAGUCAUGUUCUGUGAUGAGGAUUAUACUGGGGAACUGUUACCAGACGUGGAAGCUGCUAUAAGACAAUGUUGGGAACCUAUUAUAGGAGAAGACUUUGAAGUCGUUGUUUCACAGCUUUCCAAGUUUCGUGAAGGAGGAGGAUUAGGGAUUAGUUUAGAAGGGACUGUUGAUGUGGAGAAUGGUGUAGAAGUCAGACCUCAUCACUAUAUAAGGUCCAUCUUACAUGAUGGUCCAGUAGGAAUAAAUGGAAGACUUAAAAGUGGAGAUGAAUUAUUAGAAGUCAAUGGGAAAAGAUUGCUUGGACUUAACCAUAAAGAAGUGGUUGGUAUUCUAAAGGAACUUCCUCAACAUGUGCGCCUUGUUUGUGCACGACGUGUUCAACAACCAAACAACGAAAUCUAUGCACAACAAGAUGGACAAUUUUUUAGUUCAGAACUCAACCCUGGUGUCAACGAAAUGGGAUUUGCAACAGAACGCCUUGUUAAAGCCAAAUCAGAAAUGGCCCUGGCGUCUGCUGUUGAAAAUAGUACUGUACAAAACUCUUUAAACAAAAUGAAAUCUCGGUCUUUAGAACCACUGUCAAACUUUGCCAUGUGGAGUAGUGAACCAGUUGUGAUAGAAUUGAAGAAAGGAGAUAAAGGAUUAGGAUUUAGUAUUUUGGAUUAUCAGGAUCCAGUAAACCCUGGUGAAACUGUGAUAGUAAUCAAAAGUCUGGUACCUCAUGGUGUUGCUCAACAAGAUGGCCGCCUGGUUCCAGGUGACAGAUUAAUGUUUGUCAAUGAGAAUAACCUGGAGAAUGCUACACUAGACGAAGCUGUUCAGGCAUUGAAAGGUGCACCUCAGGGAACUGUAAGAAUAGGUGUGGCCAAACCCUUGCCAUUUCCCAGUGGUUUCCCUGGACAGAAUCAGAAUGCAACUUUACCAUUCACCCAUGCUGCAAAUUAUGAUGUUGGUUAUGGUUUCCCAAAUGCACCUUUCCCUGCAAAGCAUGCUGGGUAUCCCGCCGAAAACGUACAACGACAAAUCAUCGGGGAUGAGAACUCAUAUACUUAUGCUUCCGUUAAGAGAACUGAAUCGACUUCAACCAGCGGAAAAGAAGAUAAAUCCAAUAGAGACAGCUUUUAUGAAAGUUCUGAGGAUGAAAAACAAGUGAAAUUGAAGCCAGUUGUCUCCCCUCGAACAAAUAUUCCCCCUAAGAACAAAUACAUAAAUUAUGAAAAUGAACAAAUUAUUGCUGAAAUCAAUUCUACACAUGUGCAUGCAGAAAAACCAGCUCAUUUGCCACCAAAACCUCAUCCUAGAACUUAUAUAUCCGAUUAUCUCAAUACUUCCCCUGAAGUCACGGAGCCUAAAGAAACAGGCCCAAAACCUACUGCUGAGGCGUCUCCUCGUGCUCAAUCUCCAAUAGAUUACGAAAAUACAUCACCUGUAUUGCCUUCUUAUGAAGAGGCAAUCUCAGGAGACCUAGAAUUUGGUAUGGAUGAUGCUGCUGCACCACCUGUACCUCCUAGAGAGGAGAGUAACCUGAUCAAUGAAAUCAUGGUUGCUAAUACGUUUGAACAAGUAGAAGAGAAAAUUAUUGAAUCUGAGAUUUCAUCUGAUGAGCAAUCUGUGAAAUCACCAAGUAAAGAGUCGCCAUUGAUGCGAUCUCCGCCCCCUAUUCCACCUAAACCUGUGUCACCCAGGAUUCGACAAUUAAAGACAAAGGAAGCACCUCCACCUUUGCCAGUUUCCUCACCACCUCCUUUAGACAACAAUAUGGUCAAUAAUUCCAUUGGGAGUCCAGACCAAGCCGAUGCAGCAGGUUCUAUACCUAUACCACAUUCCUCUCCUCAGCCAAUCACAAGUGACCUUAAACAAGCUUCUCCGUCAUCAUCAUUGUCUCCGGGAAGAUCACCGAUUUCCUCGCCAAGUCUCAUGAGAACACUGUCAGGGGGAGCUGAUUCAUUACCUGUAUCAUUAGAAAAACAAAUCAAAAUCAAAAAAGGAAAUGAUCAACUAGGUCUAACAGUUGAAUCCACAGAUAAAGGAAUAAAUGGAUGCCAUGUUAAAUCCAUUGCCACAAACAGUGCUGUUGGAAAAGAUGGAAGAAUUAAAGUUGGAGAUUAUAUCGUAAACUUUAACAACGAGAGUACCAGAAAGAUAACUAAUGCUCAAGUCAGGGCCAUCAUUAGAAGGGCCUCUUUAUUAGGAUUUGAUAUUAGUAUUACUUACAUAUCCAGUGAAGAUGCUGCUGCCUACAAGAGCUCGAGAGUUGAUGACACGUCACCUCCCCCUCCAACCAUGAUGCCUUCUCCAAAUGCCAAUUUAUCACCGCUGGCUCAACCUAAGAAUGAAAUUAACAGUCCGGUUAAAAUUGAAGCUGCUGAGAAACUUAAGACUGCUGAAGUAACUAGAUUAGGACAACAGACAUGGGGACCACCCAGAACAAUAGAACUAUAUCGUCAACCAGACAAAAGUCUUGGAAUAAGUAUUGUUGGUGGAAGAGUGGAUAUGUUCCAUGUACAACCAGACCAUGUGAUCUCAGGUAUAUUUAUAAAGCAGGUGUUAGAGGAUAGUCCUGCUGGAAAAAAUGGAACUCUCAAAACAGGAGAUAGAAUAUUAGAGGUUGAUGGUAUAGAUUUACGGAAUGCAUCACAUGACCAAGCUGUAGAUGCGAUCAGGAACUCUGGUUCUCCAGUCAAAUUUGUGGUACAGAGUCUGUGUGAUGCUGCCUGCCCAAAUGAUUUGGAGACUGAAAUCAAACCAGUACAGUCAUACGACGAGAUACAGGCAGCAACAAAUGCACCAUUGACUCAGACUUCAACUAAACCUGACAUACCACAGAAACCAAUUCUCAACAAGCCAGAGUUAGUAGAAAAACAAAUUGUGAAUAAACUUGAGAUUAUACAGAACCAAGUCGAUGAUGAUGAAGAGGUAGAGGAGAUAGAGGAGGACGAUGAAGAAGACAAUGAAACAGAAGAUGAAUAUGGAUACACACACAAGAGAGUUCUCAGAAGAUAUGGUGACUUAGGAGGUGAAGUUCAUUUGGUGGACUUAACAAGAGGAGGCAAUGGGUUAGGGAUCAGUUUAGCAGGGAACAAGGAUCGUAACACGAUGAGUGUGUUCGUGGCUGGUAUCCAACCAGAAAGUGUGGCAGCUAAGGAUGGACGGAUUGAAAUUGGAGAUGAAUUAUUAGAGGUUAAUGGGCAGGUGCUAUAUGGCAGAAGUCAUUUGAAUGCCUCAGCUAUCAUCAAAAUGGUAUCUACUAAUGUGGUAAAAAUAGUUCUAGUCAGAAGAGAAGAUAACUUAGAUCAAAUGGCAGUGAAACCUCUGAGAUCUUAUCCUCCAGGAUCCACAGAAGAUAUAUCCACGUCCCCUUCACCUCCUAAGAAGCCAGUUACCUCCCCUGAAAACAUUCCUUCUUCACUUGAUGUUGUCCAAGUAGUCUCCCUUAUAAAGGGAGUGUCUGGAUUAGGUUUUGCAAUAGUAGAAGAUAUGAGGGAUAAUCGUCAAGGCAUUUAUAUUCGCAGUAUAACACAAGGUGGUGUCGCAGCUAAGGAUGCCCAGUUAAGUGUAGGUGAUCAGAUAUUAGAAGUUGGUGACAAGGAGCUCUAUGAAGUGCAUUAUGACAAGGCAAUAGAAAUUUUAAGAAAUAGUCAAGGAAAAGUGAAAUUAAAAGUUAGAAAAUGUGGAGUAGACACAAUAAAUUACAGCGGAAAUAGUUCACAGCCACCUCCAGUCUUUCAGUUGGACAGUAUUACAGGAGAAUCUUCCACGGAUCCAAUGGAAGAAAAAACUCCUCAGCCAGAAACCAAUGAUCCUAAAACCUGCGCCAUCAUUCCAGGAAGAGAAACCUAUAUAGAAAUAGAGAAAGGCAGGACGGGACUGGGAUUGAGUAUAGUUGGUGGCAAUGAUACAUUAUUGGGUGCUAUAAUUGUACAUGAAGUUUAUGAAGAUGGAGCAGCUUCCAGAGAUGGGAGGUUAUGGGCUGGUGACCAAGUGUUAGAAGUGAACAAUGAGGAAUUACGAGAAGCUUCACAUGAUUAUGCAAUACAGGUGCUACGUCAGACUCCUGCUACCGUGGGAAUUCUUGUCUUCCGUGACGAUAAUCAAGUCAAAGAAGAGGACAUUUAUGAUAUUUUUACAGUAGACCUCAAUAAAAAACAAGGCCGUGGAUUAGGUCUCAGUAUUGUGGGCAAACGUAAUGAUGUUGGAGUUUAUAUAUCUGAUAUUGUGAAAGGUGGAGUAUCAGAAUCUGAUGGUAGACUGAUGCAAGGUGAUCAGAUAUUGGCUGUCAACGGUGAAGAUAUGCGAAAUGCAACUCAGGAAUAUGCAGCUGCUGUCUUAAAGACAUCACUAGGUAAAGUCACACUAACUGUUGGAAGAUUAAAAGCUGGAUCACGUGCCUCAUCUCGGAAACAGUCAAACCCAGGUGGUCUGAAAAAGUCAGAAUCUACUGCUAGCAAUAAAUCUAAAGGAGGAAGACAUUCUAAGACUGUGAGUGAAGACUUGAACCAUGUAAGAAUUGUAGAACUUACCCAUGAUGUAUCAGGCUCCCUGGGAUUGAGUAUAGCUGGUGGUAUAGGAAGUUCAUUAGGGGAUACUGCUGUUUUGAUUGCUAACCUAACACCAGGGGGAGCUGCUGCCAGAUCACAAAAGCUUAAGAUUGGAGAUAAAAUUAUCCAGAUAAAUGACAGAGAAACAGAUGGAAUGUCACAUGAUGAUGCAGUGCAGUUACUGAAAUCUGGUGGUACAGUUACCUUAAUGGUAACUCAAGGAGAAGAGACCCGAGUGAGUGUGACUGGUGGAAAAGCUUCCAGGCCAGUUAGUGCUGAUAUGACACCACAAGAUAAUGCUGUAUUUGAUGAUGAUGGAGCUCCACCUCAGUGCAAGACUAUAACAUUGAACAGGGGACCAGCUGGAUUAGGGUUCUCUAUUGUAGGAGGUCAUGGAAGUCCACAUGGAGAUUUACCUAUCUAUGUCAAAAGUGUGUUUGCACAAGGUGCUGCAUCAGUGGAAGGGAACCUCAAACGUGGUGACCAGAUAUUGUCAGUGAAUGGACAAAGUUUAGAAGGAUGCACACACGAAGAAGCUGUUAAUAUUCUCAAAAAUGCAAAGGGAAAUGUGACUUUAAUGGUUUUAAGCUCAUAGCAAUUUUUAUCAUGCAACGUAGAAGAUUUCAUUUAUACAUAGAAGAGAUUAGAACAAAAGAAAGAUCUGAACAUUUAUUCCAACACUGAUGUGUUCAUGGAUAUGUUUUGCAAUAAUUACAUUACAGUUUACACAUAAUGUUUGUUAACCAAUUUUCUUCCAACUGGUGAGAUCAAUAUCGACCUUCAACUUCAGUUGUUUUAAGAAAAGUAUUGUAAUCAUUAUUGCUCAGGUAAAUCUGUUUGCUUCAAGUGAUUUCAUAAUAAAUUUACCUGAAAUCUCUUUUAAUGAUGCAAAUUACAGCACUUUUUUAAAUAGAAAUGGAAAAAAUAAAUUAGAAUUAACAUUUGUAAGAAAAUUGGUUAACGUUUGCUUGUUUUUGGUUGUAAUUUUGCAGAGUUGGUGCUCUACAUAAUGUUACAAUGUAAUUACCAUUAUAAUCAGUCUAACCACUGAUUUUUUUAUUUCUAAAGCUCACACAAUAUUUGUUUUUAUACAAUUUGUAUGAAGUGUUGAUCACAUAUUUUUUUAAAGCUAGCUUAUAGAUAAAUGUAGAAUUUUCAUUCAGUCUGUCAGUUAAAGCACUCAAUACCAUAAACUGACAUACUAUCAUAAAUUAAUGUUAGGAGAUUUUGUAUUUUUUAUUUAUGGUUUUAGUUUAGAGUUUGGUUGUGUUUUAGUUCAUAUUUGGUUGUUGUUGAAGGGGAUAAUACAUAAACUUCUCAUAUAGGAGUACAGUCAAGGGAGGUAAUUAGUCUGUGUAAUUUGGUUGCAAUAACAUCAAAUUACUCAUUGGACAAAAGAAAUAAAAAGACCAGCAUUGCUUUGUCACUUACAUGUAUGCUUUUAAGUGAAUAUUGAAGAAGAUUUUUUUUUUUUUUUUUCAAAGAAAUUAGAAUUGCUCAAAUAAAGAUCAGUGUUUAAAUUUUACCAAAAUUACUGGAGUUUUUUAAAAAGUUAUACUAAAUAUGGCCUUCUUUGAGAAAACAUGCUUUUCAUUGUGUAAGUCCAAUUUGCAUGUUUUACAAUAUGAGACGUGUGUGUUUUUCCUUAAUAUUCUUUUCUUACCAACAGCAAAACUUCUUAUCAAUUAAUGUUAUGUCUGCUUGUAGACUUUGGAGAUUUUUCAGUUUAUCAGUUUAUGACUUAUAAAGUUUAAAAGUAAUAAACUGAUAAACUGAAAAAUCUACAAAGUCUAUAAGCAGACAUAACAUUAAUUGAUAAGAAGUUUUGCUGUUGGUCAGAAAAAAAGUUGUUUAAAAUGUAUUAGACUAAGUAUUCAAAUUAUAAUCACAAAGUAAAAUGUGUAUGCUCUGUGUUAUCUUAUCAGAUAUGUAAACAUAAUAAUACAGUAUUUUUUUUGUGUCCUUUCUUUAUCAAAAAAGUAACAUUAAUACUUUUAAUAGCACUUUGGUUCACUUAAAGUUGAGCAUGAACUUUUUCUCCCAUGCUUUUUGUUAUUGACAAUAGGGCUCUUCACGGUUAGUUCGGCCAUAUUGGAUAGGGGCAGAUUUUUUUAGAAAGAGGUAGAAAUAGUAUGAAAGUAUGGGAAAUCCUAUGUGUGUUUCCAAGCAAUAGCUCUGUUUUAAUGAUGUGUUCCGGUAUUUUUCACACCAUUUGUACCUCCAUUAUGAAAAUCUGCUCAUUAUCCAACAUGGCCGAACUAACCGUGAAGAGCCCUAUUGAAACCAUUAAUUUUGAAACACCACUCAUUAUUCUAAAUCAAAUCUGUCCAUCUGUACUAUCACACAUUUUGAUUUUAUCUAAAUCAUGCUGCAACAGGUCUUUGUAAAUGUAAAUGGAGUUUUAUAAUGCAGGAAAAUAAAUUACAACUAGAAUAAUAUUCAAGUAUUAAUAUUCAGGGCAAGACAUAAUUUAAUCUGGUUUGAACUCUAUAAAAUACACAGGAAAAUUAGGAUGCUAUAAAUCUUGUAUCGAAUUUACAGAAUUUCAACUUAUAUGUUUAAACAAUAUUUUUAAAAGCAAUCAAUCUCAUACUUAAAAUGAAAAGGCUGUAAUGGAAAAUGUUCAAAUUGGCAAAUUAUCACAAUUUUUACUUAAUAAUGAAUGUACAAUGAUAAUUUGUGUACUCUGAGAUUUUAAUAGAAGGCAUACUGACUAGGUCAGACUUGAUGGUUGUUCAUAUAUACUAUUUUUAUCUAUUUUAAAGUCAGUAAAAUCUUUAUAUCAAGCUUUAGAUGGUAUAUGAUUUUAUAUUUUACCAUUAUUCAUUUACAUGAGGUUGUGUUUAAGUUUGAUAAUCAAAUUUUUGUACAGAUCAAUAGGUUUAAAUGUUGAUUUUUAUUUUCCAGAUUUUAGAAUUGUUAACAUAUCAUAUCAUUUGAUCAUUUUUCAGUUGUUAUAUCAAGAUUUAUACCAAUUUAUAUAUUCAUCAAAUAAUUAAAAACAUAAUUGAUUUGG